Messenger RNA from Kluyveromyces lactis, 2169 nucleotides. It is a transcript of the gene NUP84, whose product is annotated as Nup84p. NCBI's taxonomy places the organism in Eukaryota, Fungi, Ascomycota, Saccharomycetes, Saccharomycetales, Saccharomycetaceae. The transcript has a single exon. Gene Ontology annotation, biological process: protein import into nucleus; regulation of DNA-templated transcription; mRNA export from nucleus. The coding region runs from base 1 to 2169 and encodes 722 amino acids. Gene Ontology annotation, molecular function: structural constituent of nuclear pore. The record is from RefSeq and is a predicted model, not a curated record. Gene Ontology annotation, cellular component: nuclear pore; nuclear pore outer ring.
AUGGACGUUGACUUCAACCGUUCCCAGGAAACUCACCUGAAGUUCGGACAAAUCUUGAAGGAAUAUCAGGCAAGAGUGUUGAGCGAUGAAGCGUCUCUUGACCCGUUCUCUAUAGUGCAAGACUUCAGGUCCAUUGCCGGAGAAGAGGCAUUGGAAAUUGCAGAAUCUGGAGAGGAGAAUGAUAAUGAACAGUUCCAGAACUGGGAACUAGAGGCCAAGUUUUGGGAUCUUGUUGGCUUGUUAGUGGAAUAUCGAACAUCAGAGACAGUUGACAAAGAUAUUAACGUUCAUUCAUACAAUUCGAACGUAGUAUUCCAAAAACAGUUGUUGCAAUCAAAUAAGGGGAUAUAUGAAAUCUGGUUAAUAAAGUCAUGGCUUGAGGCUAACAUUGGCAUCCCAGAGAGACCAUCUAGUUUAUGUACUACAAAAUGGUCGAGUUCCAUGAUAGCAGGCACUGUGAAAAGCAUGGAUUCGGAUUCGAUCUUAAGAGAUCCAACAACGAAUCUUCAGCCUGAUGAUCGUCAAAAUGAUCAUGCUUUCUUCGUAUAUGCGUUCCGCCUUCUCUUGGCUGGUCAAUUUGAGAAAUUGACAGAAGAGUGUGAAUUUACAGAUAAUUUAACUCUUAAUCUUAUACUGAGAGGAAUGGAAUCCUAUGUGGAUCCAAACGUCGAUACGGAUAUGACCGACGAAUAUGCAAGUCAACAAGGGAUUAAAAAACAUGCCUUGUGGAGAAGAAGUGUAUAUGCCUUAUCUCAGGAUCCCUUACUGGAUCCUUAUGAAGCCGCUAUAUAUACCUAUCUUUCGGGCGAUUCUCCUACAAAUUUGAGGAUAGACGGGCUGGACUGGGAAACUGAAUUGCUAAUAUACGUAAAUCAAAUUUGGAAUGUUACCAUGGAAAACUAUUUGAUAGAACAUGGAAGAGUUGACAAUGAUGAGUUGAUCACUGAUAUGGAUACCGCUUGUCCAAGUUUAUCCCAGGUUUUGAAUAUUCUUGCUGCAAAAUAUCCAGAUGAGAGCGAGCAUCCGAUUAGGGUGUUGACUGCAUCAGUACUUUUGAACACCAUAGAACCGGUCAUGAAAUCAUCGACAGAUAUGCUAUUGGAUGUUAUUAAAGGGCGAGAUGAAGACAACGCGCUAUUCAACGAAUCGUACUUGCUAAGAAUUCUCACAAAUUUAACCAUAUUCCUUGAUAUUGUGUCACCAGAUACCAUAGACAUUUCAAAUAAGUCGAAAUUAUUAACAUCAUACAUCUCACUACUAUCCUACUAUGGGUUAUACGAUGUUAUACCAGUCUUUGUUAGUUUCUUAUCACAAGAGGAAAUUGUAGAAACUUAUUCAUUCUUCCUCACCAAUCUCAUUGAUCCUAAUCUCAGACAAAAACAAAUGGAAAUCUCCAAAUAUUUGGGUUUACCGAUUGCUAAUAUACUCAGAAGAACCGCUCAGCGAAUUUUUGAAGAAACGGAUCAAUAUUACAUUGUUGAUAGUGACAUAGAGUUGACUAACGAAGUUAGUGAAGUGGAUCAAAGGUUAAUGAAUGGUGUUGAAUGGCUAAUUGAGAACGGACUCUAUACUGAUAGUAUUGAUACUAUAAUUGCGUUAUCGAGGCGCUUCUUGAUAAACGGUAAAGUAAAAGCGCUUGAGUUAUUUGUUGACAACCAUGAUGUACCCAAUUUGUUAAAAGAAUAUCAGUUAGAAAGGCUAUCUUCACAGGAAGAGGAUCAUGAUUUGAAAACUACGGAACUCUUACAAUAUACAUCGUUAUUAUCUACCUUCAAAAAGCAAGAAGAGUGGGUAAAAUCAUCGCAACUUUUCAAUACCGAGUCGAACUUGCGAUCCCUAAUUAAGCAAUUCAAAGGUUUCUCGAACACAAUCAUAAAGUUAGUAACGACAUUUUUGGUAGACCUGAUAGACAAUGAAGAAGUGAAUGAUUCAGACGUUCUGUAUGAAAUACGGGCCUUAUACACUCCAUUUUUGAUUAUGGAGUUGCACAACAAUUUGAUUUCCGCAUCGGAGAACUUGAAGGUAUCUACAUUCGUUCAAGAAGCCAUUGACCUCUCCAUUUUGGUUGCCAACGAAACUGAUAAGAUAUAUCUGUUAUUCCAAAGUAACGGCAAACUUACUACAUAUCUACAGAUGGUUGCAAAGGCAUCCGCAUUAUUUGGAAGGUAA